AUCGGUCAUCGUGUAACUGCGCUUCGUCUCCAAAUGUCAUCCGACAGCGACAUGACCAUCACCAUCAUCCAAGAACGCAAUUUCUCGGAUAAUUAGAUCGCGAUGCUGGGGGGCUGUCCUUAAUGAAAGUAUUCUUUACCACACCAUGGCGACGGUACGCUCGACAGUCUCUCGCGCACUCCAGGCCCCCCUACGCUGCCGUGUGUCCUGGCAGCAGUCUGCGCCGUUACGAUGCUUCUCAUCCGCCCCCGACAACGUCCGCGCUCUCAUGCUCUCGCGGCCAGACAAGCACAUAGACGACUACCUGUACCCACAGAACUCGCAUCUCCUCACUACCCUGCUCAACGAUCUUCUCCCAGGCACAAUUGAGUCCUCUUCACCGCUUAUCACCCGACCUACCACUGGCAAACUACCACCCGGAGCUCACAAUGUGUAUUUUCCCCUGCAGACCCGCACCUCCCUGCUCGCAUGCGACGGCGCAGACGCAGACCAUGUCCCGCCCGCGUUCAAGCUGGCUACGCCCGAGGAUCCCAUGGGUGGGAGACGGCUCUGGGGCGGAGGAAGGGUCGACUUCUUGAGGGACAUGCACCUCGACGGGGAGAGGGCGUCAUGCACAGAACGCAUAGCGGAUGUCAGAGUCAAGGACGGGGGCAAUGUCUGGGUCGAUUUGGAGAGGAGGUAUGGGCAUCACGAGCACGGUCAGCGGGAACCUAGCAUCUUGGAGCGGAGGACGUUGAUCUUUGUUGACAAGGUGGAUGAGACGCCUAGGCGGAAGAUGAAAAGUCCAACCCAACCAACAGCGACGUACCAGUUCACGCCUACCGCUACCCACCUCUUCACAUUCUCUGCUCUGACCCAGAACGCGCAUUUCAUCCACCUCGACAGGAAGAAUGCGCUGGUUCACGGUCCGUUGAUGCAGUGCAUUAUGCUACGCGCACUAGGCCGCCACGGAGACGUCGCGUCACUGGAGUACAGGAACCUCGCGCCUUUAAUGGUGGGCGAGGUGGACGCUGGGGUUUGCGUGAAAAAGGGCAAAGACAGCUGGGACGUUUGGAUAGAGGACGGCCAAGGGGGGAUGGUCGCGCGAGGAAAGGCUCAGAUGAAAUGAGCAGAGGCUUAAUUGAAACAUAAUGAUGACAUGUGAAUGUCCCAGGGA
Messenger RNA from Emericellopsis atlantica, 1156 nucleotides. RefSeq lists its product as uncharacterized. The transcript is spliced from 2 exons. Bases 146 to 1108 code for a protein of 320 amino acids. The record is from RefSeq and is a predicted model, not a curated record. Gene Ontology annotation, cellular component: mitochondrion. NCBI's taxonomy places the organism in Eukaryota, Fungi, Ascomycota, Sordariomycetes, Hypocreales, Bionectriaceae. Gene Ontology annotation, molecular function: (3R)-hydroxyacyl-[acyl-carrier-protein] dehydratase activity.